AUGAAUUGGACGCAUCGUCGUCCGUUUCGACAACAAUUUACUAAUGGUGGAAAUAUGAAUAAAAUUCCAAUUAAUCGACCACUGACAACAUUUAAUCAUCUAUCAAAAUCGAUAUCAAAUCAACCUAUUGAUGCAAUUCGUCUUCAAUUAGCUGAUUAUGAUAAUCCAUGUCCAGUUCAUCAUCAACAAUCUCAUCGUAAUCAUCCAUAUAUAACAACAUUUUCUGAUCAACAAUCAUCUGUACGACGAACACAUUCAUCUAUUCAUUCAAUUUCAACAGUUGAAACAGAUUUUGUUCAUCAACGAGUAUCAACUAUUCAUACAUAUCCAUCAUCAUCUUCAAUUAUUGGACAACAAGAAAUUAUUCAUGAACCAAUAAUGCCUGCUAUUGAACAAAUAUCCAAUGAAUCUAUUCAUGAACAAUCAAAUCAAUGUCGAACAUGUUUAAUGUUAAUCGAAAUUGUUGAUCAACAAGCUCAACAAAUUCGACAACAUACAGAACAAAUUUCUCAACAAACUGAUUUAUUAGCAAAAUUAGCUCGACGUUUUGCUGAAUUUGAAGAAAGUAUCGAUGAACAAAAAUCAGAUAUGACUACAGAACAACAAGUUACAAAUAUACCAAUUAAUACUUAG
This is a messenger RNA of Adineta steineri, 633 nucleotides long. The record is from the annotation of a GenBank genome assembly. NCBI's taxonomy places the organism in Eukaryota, Metazoa, Rotifera, Eurotatoria, Adinetida, Adinetidae.